AUGCGUCCUCCCCCGCGCGCCCCUCCGCGGGGCACCUUCCCGCGCACGGAUCCGCUCAUCGCCGCGAACAGCGGCGGCACGCGCGGCAGCAGGGGGCGACGAGCCGCUUCCCGCGGGUGGCGACCCGGCGUUGGCAGCAGCGGCGUGGAAGGCGCUGUAGCGUGCGCGCGAGUCCGGCCUCUGAUUCACUGCAUCACCAACUUCGUAUCCAUGGAUGCGCUGCUAAUACCCUCCUCGCCGCUGGCGCCGCGCCGGCCAUGGAAACAUUCCCACACUCACACCGUAUUGGUGUUACACCUUCGAGAAUUCUCAAAAGUCACACCCACACCACACCUCCCCCUGUCCUUUCCUCCCCCAAACCCCCACCACAUCUCCCCACCACCCCUCCCCUCCCCAUUCCCCCUUCUCUUUCUCCCCCCCAUUCUCUCCUCAAGCCGCCAGGUGGAGGAAUUUGCCAGCCUGGCAUCGGCGCUCUAUGUCAACAUUGGCACCCUGAGCCCCAAUUGGGUGGACUCCAUGAAACGGGCAGCCAAUGUUAUUUCUGCCCGGAAUCGGCCGUGGGUCCUGGACCCUGUGGGUUGCGGUGCCACGACGUACCGAACCAAGACCUCGGCGGAGCUCCUGGCACUGCGACCAACGGUGGUGAGAGGGAACGCAUCUGAAGUGCUUGCUCUGGCAGGCGCCGUCAGCGCAAACACCCGGCCACAGUGGCAUCAACAGCAGCAAGUGGCGGCAGCGCAGCAGCUGGCAUCAGAGCGGUUAACAGUGGUGGCAGUGUCGGGAGCAACUGACUUUAUGUCUGGCCUCUCCUUUCUUCCCCACAACUCCCCACCAGGGGGUAGACAGCACGGUAGCGUCAACAGCCACCAGUGGCAGCAGCACGGCAGCUCGCAUCAUAGUGGGGCGACAGUGGUGGCAGUGUUGGAGGCAACAGAUUUCACCCCCUGCCUCUCCUUCACCCCUGCCUCUCCUUCCUCCCCUGCCUCUCCUUCCUCCCCAACCCCACCCUUCUCCUCAGGGAUGUCGGGAGCAACAGAACUCGUCCCCUUCUUCUCCUUCCUCUCCCCACCCCCCCACACAUCCUCCCCACCAGGGGUAGACAGCACAGUAGCAUCAACAGCAGCAGUGGCGGCAGCACAACAAACUGGCAUCGCAGGGAGGGGACAGUGGUGGCAGUGUCAGGAGCAACGGAUUUCACCACAGACGGCCACACCAUGCUGGCGUUGUGGCAACGGGGUGCAUCUCCUGCAAGCCAUCACCGCCACAGGCUGCAGCGUCACUGCUCUCAUCACUGCCUUUGUUGCUGCUGCUGAUGGUCAUGGUCCUGCUUCGGAUGCGGAUCUGUCACCGCCUCUUCUCGCCACGGCCUGUGCUCUCGCUGUUACGGAUGAUGAUGAUGAUGAUGAUGAGAUGAUGAUGAUGAUGAUGAUGAUGAUGAUGAUGAUGAUGAUGAUGAUGAUGAUGAUGAUGAUGACUGAUGAUGAUGAUGAUGAUGAUGAUGAUGAUGAUGAUGAUGAUGAUGAUGAUGAUGAUGAUGAUGAUGAUCAUGAGAUCAUGAUGAUGAUGAUGAUGAUGAUGAUUAUGAUGAUGAUGAUGAUGAUGAUGAUGAUGACUGAUGAUGAUGAUGAUGAUGAUGAUGAUGAUGAUGAUGAUGAUGAUGAUGAUGAUGAUGAUGAUGAUGAUGAUGAUGAUCAUGAUGAUGAUCAUGAUGAUCAUGAUGAUGAUGAUGAUGAUGAUGAUGAUGAUGAUGAUGAUGAUUGA
Molecule: messenger RNA, 1761 nt
Organism: Closterium sp. NIES-65
Lineage: Eukaryota; Viridiplantae; Streptophyta; Zygnematophyceae; Desmidiales; Closteriaceae
Source: the annotation of a GenBank genome assembly